AUGUAAUAUUUAAAUUUGUUCAUACAACCAAUAUCAAGUGCAGUAGUAUUUCCUUACUCAAGUUUGUAACUUCAUAAUGUAGAUUACUAUAAUCAAUCAUUACAUUCAUAAUAUAUUGGAUUAGUUUCAUAAAUCGAUGACACUUAGCAUAAUGUGGAAACUAUUUCUAAUUAUAGCUAAUAUGGCACACUUGUACAUAUAAGAAGCAAGUAAGAAGAGUCUUCUAAUAUAUACACUGCCUUUGCAUUUACUAGAUUUCGAAUAAAUUCGUUUUGCCAAUUUUCACCAUUUUUAGUGGCAAACGUAGAAAUUCUGAUUGAUGAUAUUCAAAAUAGUGAUACUGAAAUACUUGGUGCAUUUAAAGAAGCCAUAAAAGUAAAUUACACUAGUAUUUUUAGAUCUAUAUGGAAAACUUUUCUCUUCUUCGAAAUGCUCUAUUAAAACAAAAGAUAGAUGAAGAAUAAAACCUAUUAAAAUUAUAUUAUUAGGUGUCAAGUAGAAUUCAAAUUCCUUUUCAUCAAAAAAUUAGAUUAUUAUAAAUGAAUGAUAACAAUGAAAGAAUAUCAACAUUGAUGUAGUAUUUGAAUAAUAAAAUGUCAUAAUAUACAACGAAUAAUGAAUUAGAAUAAAAACUAAAACAGGAACUAAUUUCAGAGAUGUAAAAUAAUGGAGAUAACUUGCUUAAUUAAUUUUAAUAAAUUGUUCCAUAAAUACAAGAAUUAGAAUAGGAUUAUUAAAAGUAAUAUGUAGAAUAAUUACCUUGGGGAAUAAUACAUCCGGAGAGUAUAAUAAGUAUGUCUCAAUGUAAAGAGAUAUUGGAUAAGAGACAUCAUGGAUUGGAGAUGGCUAAAUAACGUAUUCUAUAGUUUUUAGCAAUAAAAUUAUUAACAAAAUCUACUGGAUCUAUAAUUUGUUUACAUGGUAAUCCUGGAGUAGGAAAGACUUCAUUAGCAUAGAGUAUAGCCGAGUCUUUAGGAAGACCAUUUUAAAAAAUAUCAUUAGGUGGAGUAUCAGAUGAAGCAUAGAUUAGAGGUCAUAGAAAAACUUAUGUAGGAGCAUAAGCAGGAAUGAUUAUGGAGGCAAUAAAGAAAGCAAAAUGUAUUAAUCCAGUUAUCUUGCUUGAUGAGAUAGAUAAGAUUAAUUAAUAUACAGUUGGUUCUGCUUUAUUAGAGGUUCUAGAUCCUGAAUAAAAUAAGACAUUUUUAGAUAAUUAUGUCAAUGAAGAAUUUAAUUUAAGUUAAGUUCUAUUCAUUUCAACAGCAAAUUAGUAUUAAUUUGAAUAAUAAUUUUAGUGUUUAAGAAAUAUAACCAGCAUUAAGAGAUCGAUUAGAAAUGAUAGAAAUUCCAUCUUAUACUAUCGAUGAGAAAGAAAAGAUUGCUAUGUUACAUUUAAUUCCAAAAUAAUUAGAACUUAAUGGGAUUGUUGGCAAAGUAGAUUUCAAUAAAGAAAUGAUUAGAUAUUUAAUCAUGAAUUAUACUAAUGAAAGUGGGCUUAGAUAAUUAGAGAGAUAAAUAAAUUCUAUUUUUAGAAAUAUAGCACUUUAAUAAGUAAGAGGUAAAAGAAAGGGAUAUUACAAUAUUAAUAAAGGGUUUAUUAACUAAUGUUUAGGUGAAGCAACAAUCAUUUAUAAGAAUAUUAGUCUUAGAUUAUAAACAGUUGGAAUGUGCAAAGGAUUAAAUGAUGGAAUGAAUAUUUUAGAAGUUAUUAAGAAUAAGGGAUAAGGAAGUCUAUUUUAAUAAUCUAAAGAUUAAUAUAUAGUUGAGUAAGGAAUAACUGCUUUGUCUUAUCUAAGAAAUUGUUUUAAACAUAUUUAAUUUCAGAAUUGGGAUAUCUAUAUUGCAAAUUAGAAUUGUUUAGGUGUUUGUGUUGUUGUUGCUAUGGUGUCUCUUUUUAUGAAUAAGAAGGUUAAAUCUAAUGUUGCUUUUGCAGGUGAAUUAACUCUUAAAGGUUCUAUACUUAGAUAAGAUAAUCUUAGAGAUAACAUUAUUUAGGCAGCUGAAUUUGGAGUUGAAAUGUAAUAUUAUUAUAUUAAUUCUAAGUAUCAUUAUUCCAUCCUAGAAUGUUGGUGAUAUUUAGAAUUUAGAACCUUUAAUUAAAUAGAAAAUUAGAUUAGUUGAUCAUAUUGAAGAAGUUUUUCAAUUAGCAUUUGAAGAUGGAUUUACUUACUACCACUACCCUAAUUUAUGA
This is a messenger RNA of Paramecium sonneborni, 2188 nucleotides long. Lineage: Eukaryota; Ciliophora; Oligohymenophorea; Peniculida; Parameciidae. The record is from the annotation of a GenBank genome assembly.